Messenger RNA from Salvia hispanica, 7818 nucleotides. The record is from RefSeq and is a predicted model, not a curated record. Lineage: Eukaryota; Viridiplantae; Streptophyta; Magnoliopsida; Lamiales; Lamiaceae.
GAAAUAGAAAGAGAAGAAAAGAAAGAGGAAAAUGAAAAACAAAAGAAAAUUGGAGUAAUACAAUCGAAAUAGAAAUCUAUGAAACUGUAUAGUGCCUUCCCCUCGGACUAAAAGUACGAUAGCAGUAGGGCUUCUCUCUCUCGCCCUCUUCUCAGUAAGGCGCACGUUUAUAACUAACCUGCGCUCUUUUUUAUCCUACGCCAUUUCGUGUAUGAUCCCCAAUUCAUCGAUUAUCCACGCGAGAUCUAUUCAGGGGAGGCAUUGAGUGAGAGAGAGAGAGAGAGAGAGAGAGAGGGAGAGUUACUCAGGGUUAGGGUUUUGAUGCGUUGGUGUGGUUUGGGAGAUCCUUGUGCUCGGAUAUGGCCAAUCAUGGCUCCAAGUUUGCAUCCGUCAAUCUGAACAAGUCCUACGGGCACCAUAGCCAUUACAAUGGGGGUAAUGGGCCCGGGCCUGCUGGACGGGGGCGGGUCGGGGGUGGAGGGAUGUUGGUUCUAUCUAGGAACCGAGGAGCUGCCCCCAAGGUUGCUCCUAAAUUAUCUGUUCCACCCCCUUUGAAUUUGCCAUCAUUGAGGAAAGAACAUGAGAAAUUUGAUACCUCAGGACCCGGUGGGACGGGCGCUACUGCUGGCACUGGGACUGGAUCCAGACAUUCGUCCGGGGUUGGCUGGAACAAACCUGUGGCAUCUGCCACUGCAUUACCUGAGAAGAUUGAAAUUGGGGUUAACGGAGUGAGUGAUGCAGCUGGGGCAAGUAGAGUUGGUUCUUAUAUGCCACCAUCUGCUCGUUCUACGGGGGUUGCUGCUUCUGUACCUCGAGAAUUCUUACCGUCUGCAGAGAAAGCUAUACUUUUGAAAGGUGAGGAUUUCCCAUCUCUGCAGGCUGCAAGGCCUGUCUCAUCCGGGGCAUCACAUAAACACAAGGAUGGGUUAAACCAGAAGCAGAAGCAAGUCUCACAUGAUGAUUCUACUCAGGAUAAAGAGGAAAGCUAUCAUUUGGGUCCAAUGGCUGAUAUGCUUCCACCAGGAGAGUCCUUGGGAAUAAAUCCGUCGGUGGAAAAUGGUAGUGCAGUCCACAAAAUGGCUGGUGGAAGGAUGGCCGAUCAAAUUAAGAAGCAGGAACAAUUUUUGCCUGAUCCACUGCCACUGGUUCGCAUUUAUCCGAGGUCUGAUUGGGCCGAUGAUGAGCGUGACACGGGGCAUGGGUUUGUGGAGCAGGGACGAGAUAUUGGAUAUUCAAACAGCAGAAAUUAUUGGGAUAGAGAUUUUGACUUGCCAUGGCCCAGCAUUUUACCUCCCAAGCCAGCUACAAAUCAGAACGAUAGAUGGGGCCAACAAGACAAUGAAACUGGGAAAAUUAUUUCUAGUGGAGUCUUUAAAAUGGACCCGUUUAACAAAGAUGUGAGGACACCUAGUCGGGAAGGUAAGGAAGUCAACAGAUGGAGAACAUCUCUUCCUAAAGAUGGGGUUAGUGAAAUUGGAAAUCAUAAAGUUGAUAUUGGUGCAAGAAUGGCUGUUAAUAAUAUGGCAAAGGAGAACAAAUACGCCCCACCUUAUUAUGGAGGAGACACUGUUCAAGAUGGCAGCAAGGAUUCUGCAUUUGGGAGGAGGGCCAUGGGACUUGUAGGACAGCAGAUGCAACGUAAUAGUUCAAGUGAUUCAUAUAAUAACAGAGGGGCAGAUCGUAAUUCUCGGGAUCGCCAUGUCUUUGACCAACCUAACAGAUAUAAAGCUGAUAUUUUUCAGAAUAAUGCAUUGUCCAGACCCUUUAUUACUUCUAGUGGGAGAAGGCCUCCUAUAGCUGACCCCUUACAGGAAAAACGGUAUUCAAAUAGCGAUAGACCCUACUCAGAUGAUAUUUUCUCGAGAGACUACAGUUCUUCAGGAUUUGAUGAAAGGGAUCUCUUCUCAGAUGGUCUUGUUGGGGUGGUUAAGAGGAAAAAAGAUGCCGCCAAAUCUACUCAUUUUCAUGAUCCUAUUCGAGAAUCUUUUGAGGCAGAGCUUGAAAGAGUCCAGAAAAUGCAAGAGCUUGAGAGACAGAGGAUUGUUGAAGAGCAAGAAAGAGCCUUGGAGCAAACUCGAAGGGAAGAGGAGGAGAGACUGAGAAGAAUUAGGGAAGAGGAGGAAAGGCUGCGAAAGCUGGAUGAAGAAUCUCGUGUAGCUGCAUGGAGGGCAGAACAGGAGCAACUUGAGGCUAUUCAAAAAGCUGAAGAGCUGAGGAUUGCCAGGGAAGAAGAGAAGAAAAGAAUUCAGUUAGAAGAAGAGAGGAGGAAACAGGCUGCGAGACAGAUGCUUCAAGAAUUGGAAGAUAAGAUGGCCAAAAGGCAGGCUGAAACUGUAAAGGUUGAUGCUUCUGUACCUAAAACAACCGUAGAUGAAAAAUUAAAUGCAGCUAUAAAAGAAGAUCUUGUAUCUAGGAAUGAAGACUUGGAAACCUGGGAAGAUGGUGAGCGAAUGGUGGAAAAUGUUAUGAAUUCAGGUUCAUUUAAAUCAUCAGCUUAUGUCAAACCUGCUGAGAUCAGCUAUCCUCCCAGAGAAAGUUCUUCAAACUUAAUUAACCGAGGAAAACCUAUGAAUUCAUGGAAAAGGGAUUCUCUGGAAUGUGAUGGCAGCUUCCCUUCAUCUCAAUCAGAUCAAGAAACUGGUCAUUACAGUCCUUGGCAGGAUGCAGUUUCUGGUGGCAGAACAGGUUCACGAAGAGAGUUCCAUGGUGGACCUGGCUUCAUGCCUUCUAGGUCUUUCGGAUUGCAAGACUCUUACUCAGAUGAUUUUGGAUAUCAAAAAGAACAAAGAUGGAAUCUUUCGGGCAGUGCUGACUCUUAUGGAAAACUCAGGGAGAUGGAUUUCGAUUUUCAGGAUACUGCAGAUCAAUAUGGAGAUGGUGGAUGGGGACAGGGACACACUAGAAGUGGUGCUCGUCCUCCUUACCCAGAGCGAUUGUAUCCUCAUUGUGAUGCAACUGAAUUUAACUCCUACGGGAGAUCUAGGUACUCUUUCAGACAGCCUCGUGUCCCUCCCCCUCCUUCAGUUUCUUCAGUUCAAAAGACUAAUCUUAGAGGAGUCAGUGAACACUCUGGUCCUUCAGCGUUUCUAGAUGACAGCAUUCAUCAUACUCAUCCUCCACUAACUGAAUCUGGCAGGGAGUCAGAUUAUUAUGGCACUGAUCAAGGAGGUCCUCGGCCAUCUGAGAUUUUUGGAAGGCCAUUAGAAAGUAAGUCCUCUGAACGUCAGAAAUUGAACAGUGGAUCAAGGUGUGACUCGCAAUCUUCACUCUCUGUUUCCAGCCCCCCAACUUCUCCACCUCAACUAUCCCAGGAAGAGUUGGAUGCAUCUGGAGAUUCUCUUGUAACAUCCGCUGUAGCAGAAGGGGACAUUAAUUUAGUUACAAGGACUGAAUCUGAUGCUCACAAUGGUGACUCUGGACAUAAUGCAAUGAUGAUUGUGCAAGAUUCUGUUUCAACUAUUGAGGAUGAAGAAUGGACUCCUGAAAAUGAAGAUGUGAUGCAGCAGCAAGAGGAAUAUGACGAGGAUGAAGAUGGUUUUAGAGAAGAGGAGGAAGUGCGUGAUAGGAAUGUUGAGAAUCUUGAGCUGAACCAGAAGUUUGCGGUACGGGAACUUGAGGAAAGAGACUCACCUCAUGUGAUGGACAAUGUAGUCUUAGGUUUUGAUGAGGGUGUUGAAGUUGAAAUACCAAGUGAUGAUGUUGAGAAAAGUAAAGGGCAACAAGAAAAAUCAUUUGGGAUGAAUGAUGGUCCUGUGAGCAUGGUUGAAGAACGAGUCAUCAUUGAUAGGUUUCCAUCUGAUGAACAAAAUCUUCUGACUGCAGAAGAUUGUCACGGGACAAGUGCUGAUAGCUCGUCUUGGAAGGUACUGGAUACAUCAGCUUUGCCAGGUUCUAUUGGUCAACUUGUUGGUGCAACCUGUACAGCAGCAUCAGCCGAUAUCUUAGAUGGUACUGAUUCCUCAGGUAGCAUCUGUCUAGCUCCCCAGCCAACUGUACUUUCCUCGACAGUUGAUGUUUCAGCUGUGACAAGUCAGCCUAUCGUGUCAUCUGUAUCUUCUACUGGAAGUCAGGGUGAUUUACCAAUCAAGCUUCAGUUUGGGCUAUUUUCUGGUCCUUCUUUGAUUCCUUCUCCAGUGCCUGCUAUACAGAUAGGUUCCAUACAGAUGCCCCUUCAUAUCCAUCCUUCUGUUGGUCCGUCCAUUACUCAUAUGCAUCCAUCACAGCCUCCAAUGUUCCAAUUUGGUCAGCUGCGAUAUACUUCUCCUAUUUCGCAGGGAAUUUUGCCAAUACCCCCUCAAUCAAUGUCUUUUGUUCCGCCUAACAUGCUGGGCCAUCUUAAUCUAAAUCAGGAUGUUUUAAGCUCUGGAAAUCACAAGGAUGCUCAAGAUGCUUCCACGCAGAACAUAAGCAAGGACGAGACACCAUCUGUUCUAGUGAAUGGUCAGCCAAGAUCUGUUUCUGCGUCAUCUGUGCAAUCUAAUGGUGGUCUUCUGUUGAGUGUAGAUACAGUUUCAAAUGCAGGCAAUCAUAAUGAGAAUUCUGCUGUCCAUACAUCUACUUCUGGAGCCUCUGGGCCCUGUGAUGGAAAAUUUAUGUCAAACUCAAGCUCACAUGCUGAAGAGAAAGGGCAGCUUCGUGCUACUUCAAGGAACUAUCCACCACCAUCGAAGGCAAGGGAAUCUGACAGACAGUGCAAUCAUGCACAUCCAAUGACACAGUCUGUUAAUGUUGACAGAAAUCAUGGCGUAAGAGGGGCAGGUGCAUUGUCUGGUGGCAGGGGGAGAAGAUUUGCUUAUGCAGUUAAAAGUUCUAACACAAGAUCAUUGGUCCAGGAUCAUGAUAUGCUUACAGAUUCAAAUGGGUUUCACAGGAGACCUCGAAGAUCUGUCCAACGAACUGAAUUCCGGAUUCGUGAAAACUAUGACAGAAGACCAGCACCUACAGUGGCUUCUUCUAGUGCUUUCACUAGAAGUGGAGCCAAGAGGGGAAGCAUGUCUAAUAGAACUGUGAAGCACACUGAGCCCUUGGCAUCUGGAAGGACGAUAUCUUCGGAGGUUGAUUCUGGAGAUAGGGAAGCAAAAGUAGUGGGGAAAGAUUCUUCGAGUAGGAGCCAGAAUAUCUCAAACCCUGGUGAAGCAAAUCUGAGGAGAAAUGCUUCUGAGGAGGAUGUAGAUGCUCCAUUACAAAGUGGUGUGGUGCGUGUUUUUAAACAACCUGGCAUUGAAGCCCCUAGUGAUGAGGACGAUUUCAUUGAAGUCAGAUCCAAAAGGCAAAUGCUAAAUGAUCGGCGUGAACAAAGGGAAAAGGAAAUAAAAGCAAAAUCAUGGACCACCAAGACACCACGUAAACCACGCCACUCCAGACAAAAGGAAUUGGUCUCAAGAAGCAUUAAUAAACACCCAGUACCAUUGGGCAGUGAAGGAACAGUUGAUCCUCAAUUGGCAUUUUCUUCUGCAGCUUCCCAACCUCCAAUUGGCACUGCUCCUGUUAAUUCUGAAGCACAUACUAUCAAGCCUUCACAAUCCGAUUCUGUAUCUGUCGUCUCUAACAGUGGAAAAGAAUGUGAACCUGGCCUUUUUGACAGCAAAAAUAUGGUUAUGUCUCUAAGCCAGACACUAAUUGACGAGGCUAUGAAACCUGCUCGGUUUGAUUCACACAUUUCUGCUGUUGGAGGUCAUUCAAACCCAAUUAGUGGCCAAGUUUUGCCACCAUCAUCUAUUUUGACAAAGGACAAAACAUUUUCUUCUGGUGCAAGUCCAAUCAAUUCAUUGCUUGCUGGAGAGAAAAUUCAAUUUGGUGCUGUUACAUCUCCAACAAUUAUUCCUCCUAGUAGCCGUGUUGUAUCACAAGGGAUUGGUGCUCCAGGUUCCAAUCGACCUGAUGUGCAAGUAUCCCGCAACUUUCAUGUAGCAGAGAAAGAAAACAUACUUUUCUUUGAAAAGGAGAAGAACCCGAGUGACUCUUGCAUUCCACUACGAGAUUCUGAGGCUGAAGCAGAAGCAGCUGCUUCUGCUGUUGCUGCUGCUGCUAUCAGCAGUGAUGAGAUAGUUGGGACUGGCUUAAGUUCCGUCAAUGACACAAAGAAUUUUGGUUGUGCUUCUGUUGACGGCAUUACGACAGGUGUGCUUGGAGAUCAGCAGAUGACAAGUCAAUCACUGGGUGAGGAGUUGCUAAGUGUUUCUCUUCCGGCAGAUCUGUCAAUUGAGACAACACCAAUCUCUUUAUGGCCACCAUUGCCAAGUCCUCAAAGUUCUACUGGCCAGAUGCUUUCUCAUUUCCCUGUAGGUCCUUCCCACUUCCCCUUUUAUGAGGUGAACCCUCUGUUGGGGGGUCCAAUUUUUGCAUUCAGUCCACAUGAUGAAUCUUCUGGUACACAAUCACAACCUCCAAAGACUACAACAUCCAGUUCUGCUCCUCUUGGUAACUGGCAGCAAUGCCAUUCUGGUGUGGACUCGUUCUAUGGUACUCCGGCUGGAUAUUCUGGUCCGUUCAUUGGUCCUCCUGGAGGCAUACCUGGGGUUCAGGGGCCUCCACAUAUGGUUGUCUAUAAUCAUUUUGCUCCUGUUGGACAAUAUGGGCAUGUAGGUUUGAGUUUUAUGGGUACCACCUAUAUCCCAUCUGGGAAGCAAGCUGAUUGGAAAAAUAAUGGUUCGUCUACUGCAAUGCAUAUUGGUGGGGGAGACAUUAAUAGCGUGAAUAUGACUGCUGUGCAGCGAAGUGCUCCCAUUACGGCUCCCAUUCAGCAUCUUGCCCCAGGAUCUCCACUCUUGCCUAUGCCCCCACCAUUGCCCUUGUUUGAUGCAUCACCAUUUCCGACUCCCCCUGAUUUGCCUGUCCAUGCUCGAUGGGGGCACAUUCCUGCUGCUCCACUUCACCCAGUCUCUGUUUCUCGACCAUUGCAGCCACAAAUGGAAGGUGCAUUGCCUCCUCAAGCCAGCCACAGACACUCAAUUGACCAAUCAUUAACUGCCAAUCGGUUCACGGAGUCUUGCACUCCUACAUUAUCAGGUGACACUGGCCCAACUUUCUCUACUGCUGCAGAUACAAAUGGUGUCCCAUUUCAUGCUGAAUUGGGAUUGGUAGAUUCAGUGAGAUCCAACACGGCUUCAUCAGGGCAGACUCCAGUUCUGAGCAUGUCCGCAAGUGCAAAUGCUGAAUCUGAAAAGAUCGAUACAAUUGAGAGUGGGAAACGAUACAACAAUGCAAGAUCUGUGAAGAGUCAAUUCUCAAAUAAGAGUUUGCCCACCCAACAAGGUAAUACCACUGGUCGUUAUUAUCAAAGAGGCCACACAUCACAAAGGAACAAUACAGGAAAUGAAUUGCCUCACCGUAGGAUGGGUUUCCAUGGAAGGGGCGGUGUGGAUAGAAAUUUGCCUGCUGUAAGGAUGAAACAGAUCUACGUGGCUAAACAGACCACAACUGGAAAUCCGUCUACAUGAGCCAGCCAGGCGAUUGCGAGUUAUGGAUGUUAGAAGUGCAUUUUCUAUGACUGACACCCGAUUUUGGGGUACACGAACCCUGCAGUUUUGGAGCUAUAUAUUAAACAUUUUUUUGAUCACUUGGAGCCUAUCUGUUGUGUCGUUGUUUUGCAGAGAUCCAUUCUAAAUCGAGCAGUGAAGUUCCUUUCCUCCAUCGUGCUGCUAGUAAAGAAAUCAUGUUUGUGUCCCUGCCAUUCGUCACGUUUAAGUCUUUUUUUUUUUUAAUUUCUUGAAUGAUGUAUUGCUUAUUCUCUUUAGUUAGGAUGCUGUGGUUUUAGUAAGAAAUAUUAUCAUAUGUUAGUACAUUUUUUAUCUUCAACAUGUUACUAAUCGAAUCAAA